Molecule: messenger RNA, 1295 nt
Organism: Dictyostelium purpureum
Lineage: Eukaryota; Evosea; Eumycetozoa; Dictyosteliales; Dictyosteliaceae
Exons: 1
Biological process (GO): protein homooligomerization
Source: RefSeq, a predicted model, not a curated record
AUUUGUGUAUGUGUUUCAUUAGAGGUUAAUAUAUAAUAAUUUUUUUAUAUUUACAAUAUAAAACUAUAGUUUUGUAAAUAUAAAAAUAAAAUUAAAAUAUAUUUAAUAAAAAAAAAAAAAAAAUAAUAAUAAAUAAUAAUUUUUACAUUGUUGUAUUUUUAAAAUAAAAAUUAUAAAUAGUAAAUAAUAUAUAGUAAAUAAUAAAUAAAUAGAUAGUAAAUAGUUUUUUGUAUAUAAAAUAAAUAAAAUCAAAAUCAAAAAUAAAAUGACUAAAAAAGAUGAUAUAUCAAAUGAUGAUAAAGCAUUUUUAUUAGAUAGAUUAGAAUGUCACAAUAAAGAAAUUAAAGAAAUCAAGCAAUCUAUUAAAGAUAUAUCAAAGUCUAUCGAAAAUGUAUAUCAAUUGUUAUUAACCAAUAGAAAUUUAUGCACAAAUUGCCAACAACAAAAAAUAGAUACGAUAAAUUAUAGCAGCAACAACAAUAACAAUCACUAUAAUCAUUAUCAUAGUAGUAGUAGUAGUAGCAAUAGUAAUAAUAUAACGAAAUCAUUGUACAGAAGUAAAACAUUUUCACAAGAAAGUGAUAUUCUAACACAAACCCUAACUAAUAGAUUGAGUAGUAGUUUUUCAUCAAAUGUACAUAUAAAUAAUCCAAAUGGUAGUCCAAAUAAUAAUACUAAUAGCAAUAAUAGUAAUAGUAGUCCAAUUGGUAAGGCACCACCAUCAUUAACAGUAUCCCCAUUACCAAGAGUACCAAUGUUACACUUAAAAAGAGAUGUAUCAAACCCAAAUUUAGUUAGACAAUGGAUAGAUGAUACUGUUAGAGUUAAAUCCAACGAAACUAAUGUAGAAGAAAAGAUUAUAAAGUUGGAUAUUGGUGGAAAGUUUUAUUCAACCACUAUCAGCACUUUAACUAAAUUCCCAGAUUCGAUGUUGGGCGUAAUGUUUUCAGGAAGAUAUGAAUUACCACGUGAUAAGGAUGGCAGAGUGUUCAUUGACAGAGAUGGCAAAUUGUUUGGUUAUAUUUUAUCUUAUCUUAGAGAUGGCCCAUUAUGGAACCCACCAGUAGAUAUUGACCUUAAAAGAAAAAUCGAAUUAGAAAUGUCUUAUUAUGGUUUACCAUCUUUCAGCUAUGGCCAACCUGGCUCAAGUCCAAUUUCCACUCCACGUUGCGUUUGCGAUAUCAAACACCAAACAUUGGGUCAAGAUAGCGACCAUCAAGGCUACUGGGAAGAAAUUAAGGGCAUGACAUCAAAUAUUAAAAGCUUUAGAUUAUUGGUUACAAUGAAUAAUACAU